Haliotis rubra (blacklip abalone) is the source of this 2511-nucleotide messenger RNA. RefSeq lists its product as uncharacterized. Lineage: Eukaryota; Metazoa; Mollusca; Gastropoda; Lepetellida; Haliotidae. Bases 1292 to 2170 code for a protein of 292 amino acids. The transcript is spliced from 9 exons. The record is from RefSeq and is a predicted model, not a curated record.
GAUUCCGAUGAUGACGAUGAUAAUAAUGAUGACGAUGAUGAUAAUCCGGGCCCAGUUACCUGUCUGGAAGUGAGGUGUGUCUACAUGAUUGAGCGAAAGUGGCUGUUCACAGAAAUGAUCAAAUGAAUCCUGAGCGAAAUGUCUAUAAAUAAACGGAAAGCGGGACAACAAGGGUCGGUAUAACAUUAAUCUACAUGACACACCUGUUACGAAUACAUGUCAAACACUAAAUAUUCCGCACGGCGACCCCAGUAUAGCAUGCAAAAACACACCACAAUCAUUCUAUGCAAGUCCAAACAGUACAACAAAGGAACCCUCCCAAGGAAUGGGUUCACCUGCACCUUCAGUCAUCAGCUUCGAAGGUGACCUAAUUACGGACGUCAACAUUCCUACUUUCGAUAUAAAGACUGGCAGACAUUUGCAUUCAUUGAAAAGCACAGAGCUACAUUUGACCUUGUAGGGACUGCUUCCACACACAGUAAAAGGUUCAGGAUAUAAAUAACUCGGUUCUGUCUGAACUAUUGUGCGAAGCAGCAGAGGAUGUCUGAUCUAGAUCCGGGCACAACGAGUGGGGAAGAUCUUGUGGAAGAACCCCAGCCUGCUGGCGCAGAAGGGGGCGUGGCACAACCACCAACUGCUCAACAACAAGGGCAAGAGGGGGGUAGAUGUGACCUGACCCCAGAUGUGUCCCCGUCUCCAAGACAUGAAAGGUUUAGAAGUUCCAACCAGAUUGAAAAUUGGAUACUCGUGAGCAGAGAUGAAGCCCGAGGGUCAAGCUCGGAAGACUCAGGACACGGCGAUGAUUACAAGAGUAACCUUGAUGCAGAUCAAGAUGAUCCAAGUACUUCGUCAGCGAAGAGGCAGAGAACGGGUAUGACAAACAGAGACGGUGCAGGUGAUGAAACAGCAUUGAAGACAAUGACUACAGCCAAACCACAACAGCCACAUCUGGGACCAGCAGGCGCAGUGGGAAAUGUCCUUGGGGUUGUACACGCUAGAGACCAAACCUACACUCAACAGCCACAUGAGGAACCAGCUGAUAUAAGACGUGAAUCUGACCCAACUGGUGCUAAAGUGGCCGAGGAUCUGUUGAUGUCAGGCCCAAACAAAAUCCUACACAGAAACGUCCAAUCCAGGCAGAUGCAACACAGACCCAGAAACAAGAACUAAAGGGUGAAAUGAAUAAGAGACGCGACACACGCAUAGGGGCCUCGUCCUUUCAAAGAUUGACGGUAGCUGAGAGUAGCCCAGAGAAAGAAUAGAGGGAAGUAAACCUGCAGACCUUUCAGAAAUGCAAAAUCGAAACACAGAUCGUGUGCGGACAUCAUCACCUAUGCAGAUGAGCCCAGCCGGGGAACAAGUGGUUGGAAAGAAUAUAGAGGGAAGUAAACCUGCAGACCUUUCAGAAAUGCAAAAUCGAAACACAGAUCGUGUGCGGACAUCAUCACCUAUGCAGAUGAGCCCAGCCGCGGAACAAGUGGUUGGAAAGAAUAUAGAGGGAAGUAAACCUGCAGACCUUUCAGAAAUGCCAAAUAGAAACACAGAUCGUGUGCGGACAUCAUCACCUAUGCAGAUGAGCCCAGCCGGGGAACAAGUGGUAGGAGGGUCAUCUGAGCCACUUGGACAAGAACACGGACCAUCGGCUACAGAGGUCAUUACACCCUCGGGGACUAUGGAACGAAGUACAUGCGUCAAACAGUCUGGAGGUACUACUGAAAGGGUCCAGACACCGCUAGAACCUGGACCUACACCUGCAGACUCGGGAGAGGCAGACAGAGAUACCGAUGUUCCUUGUACGACUUCAGUUGGGUUUCUGCUUGAUCUUACGGAAGGCGGACGUAAUAACACGAUAAAAGAGAACAUAAUGUUUGAAAUGUCAGAUCAUCCUGUCAGCAGACUGCAAACUGCGUAUGGGCUUGGGGCACAGUUGCUGGGAUAUGAACACUGGCAGCUGGAAAAGUUGUGGGAAGCUCAAAUGCCUUGUUGUGACGCCAAGGUGGAGAGAGUUAGAAAUAUCUUGAAAGCACUCAAAGCAGAGGGAAAGACCAUGAACGAUGUACUGCUCUACUUUAUCCACGAAGCUAGUAGACGCUUGGACAUUGUGAAAUUGAUUAUGGAAAUACAUCAGUGUGAAUGCUGCAAGAAAGUUUUCAAGAAUGUGAACAUGUAGAUAUGUCAGCAUGAGGGGUCAUUGUAUUUCAAGACCAAGUGGCAUUAACCUGAAACAAGGUAACGCCUAAAUACCACCAGUUCCAAAUCCAGUCAGAGUACGAGAGGAGCUACCGUUCCCUAAAUGUAUGCAAGGUUCCAAGUGAUAAAGUGUAUACAUACACCAACGUGGAAAACAAGUUAUAAAAUGUGAAUUUAUAUUGUAAUUUGUGCCUCAACUAUUAUUUGUCCAUUUCCAUAGUUUGUCCAUUUCGCUUUCUUUAGUAUUUGUAUGUACCGGUACAUGUCACAGUACCACCUAAUGUAUACUGGGUUGCCAUUUCCAUAAAUUGUCAAAUUCGC